AUGGGAAACACUGAUCAAAAACUAGAAACGCUCGGGCUUGAAAUUCAUAAAAGCUAUUUCAGCUUUAAGUGCCCCAUAGGGCAUGGAGGCUUCGGUAAGGUUUGGAAAGUAGAACAGAAAAAAACAAAGCAAUGCUUUGCAAUGAAAGAAAUGAAUAAGCUAAGAAUUAUAACUUUUCAAUAUCUUCAUAAAAUUUGUUUUCUUAAUUAUGAUAAAAUUUUCAUAAUUACUAUAAAAUAUUUUAGCCUAUUGAGCAUUUAAUUUCUAUAAAUAAAUGAUGGGAGUAAGGAAAAAAAAGUGUGAGCUCAAUACUAAAUGAAAGAAAGCUACUUUCAAUAAUUAAGCAUCCUUUUAUUGUAAAUAUGCAAUACGCUUUUCAAGAUAAAGAAAAUUUGUACUUAGUCAUGGAUCUCAUGACUGGCGGAGACCUAAGGUAUCAGAUUUCCAAGUUGCGUAACUUUAGUGAAGAGCAAGUCAAGUUUUUCGCUGCUUGCAUUAUAAGUGGGCUCGAAUACUUGCAUUUGCUUGGAAUAAUCCAUAGAGAUAUUAAGCCAGAAAAUUUAGUUUUCGAUAAAAAGGGAUAUUUAAGGAUAACCGAUUUUGGAAUUGCAAGGACAAUUUAUAUAGAAAACUCAAAAGAAACAUCUGGAACGCCCGGAUACAUGGCUCCAGAAGUUAUGUGCAGCAAGAACCAUGGAAUUGCUGUGGAUUAUUACGCUCUUGGAGUAAUUAUUUAUGAACUAAUGAAGGGAAAGAGACCUUAUAUUGGGAAAAAUAGAAAAGAAAUUAAAAUGCAAAUGCUCUCUAGUCAAGUCCAAUUAAAAAAAUCUGACUUGCCUUCUGGGUGGUCAAUAGAAUCUGCAGAUUUUGUCAAUAAGCUUCUUCAAAGAAAACCAAAAAAUAGAUUAGGCUUUAACGGCCCUCAAGAAGUAAAAAAUCAUGUAUGGCUCAGUGAUAUUCAUUGGGCGAACUUAUACACAAAAACCCUCAAAUCACCAUUUAUUCCCUUAUUCCCCCUCCGCGAAUUGGAAUUAUUUUUAAUUUAGAAAAAAAUUACUAUAUUUUUUUAAGAAAACAAUUAACGUAAAAAAUUUGCUAUCUCGGAGGGGAUGAAAUUCACUUAUAUCAAAGAUAGGUUGUAAAAUUUAAGAUGGGGAGAAGAUGGGCUUCAUGCUUGAUAAUAGGUAAAUAGUGUAUCAAGGAGAAGGUUUAUUCCCCAAAAUUUUUGGGAAAUUUUUUUUAAAAUUAAAUCACUCUAUAAAUGAUGAUUCCUUCACACGACGACUAUUUUUUUUUUGGCCUUUUUUUUUGCCUAGCCUCAUUCAUGAAGCUGCUGAGAGGACUAAAACCUUAUUGAGAAACAGAGGCCUUUCCUUACGCGAUUAAUAUUGAGUAAAAUUAAGUGAAAAACUCCUAAUUAAAUCUAAAAUUCUCGAAAUUUUAAAAGCAAUGAAUUAGUAUUCAUGGAGUAAGAAAUCUGUUAAGGAUGCAUUUUUUGUUGGUUAAAUCGUUUAAAACACAUUAAAAAUUAGAUUAAAACAAUUAGUAUGGAAUUUGCCCAAAUAUUAGUAAAAAAUAGUUAAAAAAUUGUCAAAAAAAAGGCAAAAAAAUAGGCCAAAAAAAAAUAAGCCAAAAAAAAAUAGGCCAAAAAAAAAUAGGCCAAAAAAAAAAUAGGCUAAAAAAAAAUAGGCCAAAAAAAAAUAGGCCAAAAAAAAAAAUAGGCUAAAAAAAAAUAGGCCAAAAAAAAAUAGGCCAAAAAAAAAUAAGCCAAAAAAAAAUAGUCGUCAUGAAAUAAUCGUCGUGUGAAGAUACGAUAAACGAUAGAGGGAGCUAGAAGGUGAUAAUUUUAAACCUACAAAUAAUUUUGGCUUUAAAGAUGAUUUAGAUGCAUUUAUACCUUUGGAUUCCGUUGAUGAACUCUUCAAUGGCUAUUUUUAUAACCAAAACAUUGAUGAGUGUAAAUGUGAUACUACCCAAACAAUAAAAAUCCGAACCCGUUAA
Blepharisma stoltei is the source of this 2001-nucleotide messenger RNA. NCBI's taxonomy places the organism in Eukaryota, Ciliophora, Heterotrichea, Heterotrichida, Blepharismidae. The record is from the annotation of a GenBank genome assembly.